GGUCGAGACCGUCGUCGUGACAUAGGUGGUGUAUUGUAAGUGUCAUGCGUCUGGAACCUCCAUCGGAAUUCAUCUCGCGGGAUCGAUUCCCUGAAUUGACAAUUGUCCAAGAAACCCUGAGAGGGAGUUCUUCGUUUGCGUCGGUGUCCUUCCAACAAACAGGUUCCUCAGAUGGCCUCCCCCACCGCCAUUGUAGUCGGCGCCGGAGCCGGCGGAGUCGCCGUCGCAGCGCGACUCGCAAAUAACGGCUUCCAAGUGACAGUCGUGGAGAAGAACGGGGACAUCGGCGGACGAUGUUCCCUGCUGCAUCAGAAUGGCUACCGCUUCGACCAAGGUCCCUCCCUCCUCCUGAUGCCCGAAUACUUCCACGGGAUAUUCCACGACCUCGACACGUCUCUGGCAGCCGAAGGCAUCGACCUGCUGAAAUGCGAGCCUAACUACCGCAUCUGGUUCGCUGAUCACGAUACCCUCGAUCUCACGACUGAUCUGGCGAAGAUGAAGGCUCAGAUUGAAGAACAUGAGGGGCGGGCUGGGUUUGAAGGGUUCCUGCGAUUUAUGGUGGAGUCCGGACGACAUUAUAAUCUCUCGUGCGAGCAUGUCCUGCAGAGGAAUUUCCCGAGUCUCUGGAGCAUGCUCAGGCCGGGUUUGCUGAGAGUGCUGUGGAGCUUGCAUCCGUUCGAGAGUAUCUGCUCGCGUGUUGCUCGGUACUUUCGCUCGGAGAAGAUGCGGCAGGCGUUGACGUUUGCGAGUAUGUAUUUGGGGAUGAAUCCCUUUGAGGCCCCCGGGACGUAUUCGCUGCUGCAGUAUACCGAGUUUGCGGAUGGGAUUUGGUAUCCGGCUGGGGGGUUUUACGGGGUGCUAGAUGCCCUCGCCCGAGUGGGUACAAGACUGGGAGUUGACUAUCGACUCAAUUCCCCCGUUUCGUCGAUACAUCUCUCCCCGGAUGGGAAGUCGGCCAGUGGAGUGUGUCUUCAGUCUGGGGAACUUCUACACUCCGAUGUCGUCGUCGUCAACGCCGACCUGACAUACGCGUACAACCAUCUCCUCCCGAAAUCAGUAUACGCGGAAACCCUCAAGAAGAGACAGACAUCCUGCAGCAGCAUCUCCUUCUACUGGUCGCUCGACACCACUUUCCCGGAGUUGAAGAGCCACAACGUCUUCCUGGCAGAUGAAUACCGCGAAAGCUUCGACGCCAUCUUCAAAGACAACCAUAUCCCCGACCAUCCAUCCUUCUACGUCCACGUUCCCAGUCGACUAGAUCCGUCCGCCGCACCAGCAGGAAAAGACGCGGUGGUCGUGCUAGUCCCCGUCGGACAUCUAGGAGAUCCCCCCGCCUCCAACAAGGAAAGUCCCAAAACACCGGAACCCUCCUGGGACAAUACAAUCUCCCAAACCCGCACUCUCAUCCUCGACACCAUCGAAGCCCGAACCGGCGCAUCCCUGCGCGACCAUCUCGUCAACGAGCAAAUCGAGACCCCGCGGACCUGGCAAGCCAAGUACAAUCUUGAUCGGGGGGCGAUUCUCGGCCUCUCGCAUUCCUUUUUCAAUGUUCUGAGCUUUCGGCCCAGGAUCUGUCAUCCGUGGAUUCGGGACUUGUUUUUUGUGGGCGCGAGUACGCAUCCUGGGACCGGGGUGCCGGUUUGUUUGGCGGGGAGUGGGAUUGUUUGUCAGGAGAUUUUGGCGACAAGGGAGGAAGAUGUGGGAGGGAGUAGAUAUUUGCGGGUUUAUGGGUGGGUUGUUGUUGUUUUGCUGGGCUGUUGGCUCUGGUGGGCGUUUGGGGGUGGGAUUUGUUUGGAUGUGGUGUGGUGUCUUCGAGUCCUUUGACUGGACUAUGAUGGAGCAGAGCGCACAGCUUUUGAGGUGUCUAAUAUCUAAUCUCUUAUAUAGUAUCUAAUCUCUAAUCUCUCUGAACGGCAUUAAUAAUUUGAG
Molecule: messenger RNA, 1929 nt
Organism: Aspergillus heteromorphus CBS 117.55
Lineage: Eukaryota; Fungi; Ascomycota; Eurotiomycetes; Eurotiales; Aspergillaceae
Product: phytoene desaturase family protein
Exons: 4
Coding region: 172-1824 (550 amino acids)
Biological process (GO): carotenoid biosynthetic process
Molecular function (GO): oxidoreductase activity
Source: RefSeq, a predicted model, not a curated record